UAUCUCACCAACAUAGGGUUUCUCCUCCUCGGCAACCAUGGAGGGCUUGGAAUUUCACGAACCCCAAAUUCCCAUGGAAGAAAGUGAAGAUCUUUGCAAUUCUAUCCUCUCAAGAUUCGGUAAUUCGGCACAGGAAGACCAUCAGCACCUCUGCUUAGUCAUCGGUACCAUGUCCCAGGAACUCAAAGAUCAAGGACUUCCAUUAACAGCUAUAGCUUACUUUGGCGCAACAGUUUCUUCACUUAAUCGACUUUCCAAUGAACCCGGAGCUUCUGAUCCUAAAAUCCCAGCUUUUCUUACUCUUCUAUCAAUGAUUCUUCCGAGGGUGUCAGGUGCAGUUUUGAGAAAGAAGAGAGAUUUUGUUUCGGAACCGUUAGUUCGUGUCCUUCACCGUGACUCCGUGAAUGUAGGAGCUGUGACGUCGGGAUUGAAGUGCAUUUCGCAUUUGCUUAUUGUCAGUGAUAAGGAUAUCUGGUCGGAUUCUAACCCUUAUUGUCUUCAAAAUCUUUAUUCUGUUGUUCUGAGAUUCGUUACCAAUUCUGACGAUAAGAUAAGAAGGCAAUCACAUACAUGUCUUUGUGACGUCCUACGGAGCUUUCAAGGGUCACUGGUGCUGGCACGUGCUAGUGAUGAAAUCACAAAAAUCUUUGCAAAAUUUUUCCUACUUGCUGGUGGAUCAAAUCCUAAUGCUUCAGAAAGGCCCAAAGGAGCGCAAGAGGUUCUACAUAUUCUGUAUGCUUUGAAAGACUGCCUACCUCUAAUGUCCUUUAAGUCCACAACAGGCAUUCUAAAGUACUUUAAGACUCUCUUGGAAGUGCGACAACCCAUUGUUAUUAGACGAAUAACAGAUUGUUUGCAUGCACUUUGUAUCUAUCCAACAUCAGAAGUUUGUCCUGAAGCUCUGCUAGAUCUGUUAUGCUCUCUUGCAUCAUCUAUUUCUGCUGAUGAGAAGUCUGUGGAUGGCAUGACUUUCACUGCACGCUUACUAGAUAGUGGCAUGCGAAAAGUUUAUGCCUUGAAUAGGCAACUCUGCGUGGUUAAGCUUCCUCUUGUGUUCAAUGCGCUUGGAGAAAUUUUGGCAUGUGAGCAUGAGGAGGCUUUGUUUGCAGCCGUGGAAGCAUUAAAGAGUCUAAUAAUUGCGUGCAUUGAUGAAAGGUUGAUCAAGCAAGGGGUGGAUCAGAUUAUGGUCAAUACUGAAAUUGAUGCAAGAAGGUCACAGCCAACUGUCAUCGAAAAAAUAUGUGCCACGAUUGAAAGCUUACUUGGUUAUCAGUACAUUGCAGUUUGGGACAUGGUGUUUCAGGUUGUUUCAACAGUGUUUGAUAAACUAGGAGAAUAUUCCUCGUAUCUAUUGAGAGGAACCAUUAAGGGCCUAGCAGAUAUGCAGAAGCUACCAGAGGAAGACCUCCCUUCCAGGAAACAGCUUCAUGAAUGUUUAGGAUCAGCUCUUGGUGCAAUGGGGCCUGAAACUUUUUUAAGCUUAAUACCCCUUAAUUUGGAGGCAGAAGACCUCUCUGAGGUUAAUAUUUGGCUGCUUCCGAUUUUGAAGCAUUAUACUGUGGGCGCUCAUUUGAGCUUCUUUACAAAGUCAAUCUUGGGCAUGGUAGGACUGAUGAGGCAGAAAUCCCGGAAGCUUGAGCAAGAGGGGCGGAUCGUCUCAGCAAGAAGUGCAGAAGCACUUGCAUAUUCACUGUGGUCCUUGUUGCCUGCCUUUUGCAAUUAUCCUUUAGAUACUGCUAAGAGUUUCAAGGAUCUCAAAAAAGCGUUAUGCAGUGCCCUUCGUGAAGAGCCUGAUGUACAUGGGAUCAUAUGUUCCAGUCUGCAGAUUCUCAUUCAACAGAAUAAGAGAUUGCUGGAAGAGAAUAAGGAUCAGUCUAAUGAUGAAAUAAGUAUUCCUGAACAGAGAGCUCGGGCAUAUUAUACGCCACAAGUUGCAGCAGAUAAUUUGAAUGCCCUGAAGUCUUCUGCUCGUGAGUUCUUGUCAGUUUUAUCAGGGAUCUUCAUGCAUUCUUCAAAAGAUAGUGGUGGAUCUUUGCAGUCCACAAUCGGCGAGUUUGCUUCCAUAUCAGAUAAGGAAGUAGUCAAGAAGUUCUACAAAACUACAAUGCAGAAGCUUUUGGAGGUGACGAAGGAGGCUGCUAAGGCUGAACAGUCCAGAAACAGCGCUAUGCAGAUUGACGGUGCAGGGACUGAACAUUCACCAUCUCUUGCCAGGGCACAAGUAUUGGAUUUAGCUGUAUCUCUUCUGCCUGGUUUGGAUGUUGAAGGGGUUGAUGUUUUAUUUUAUGCAAUAAAACCAGCAUUAAGGGAUGAUGAAGGUUUGAUCCAGAAAAAGGCGUACAAAAUUCUUUCAAUUAUUCUCAGGGAUCGUGGUGAGUUCCUUUCAACCAAACUUGAUGACUUGCUAGGACUGAUGAUUGAAGCACUGCCAUCCUGUCACUUCUCAGCCAAACGUCAUAGACUUGACUGCUUAUAUUUCUUAACUGUCUAUGUUUCCAAGGAUGCAACAGAACAGAGGAAAAGCAACAUCAUUAGUUCUUUCCUAACUGAGAUAAUACUUGCACUGAAAGAGGCUAAUAGGAAAACAAGAAAUAAGGCUUAUGACAUCCUUGUCGAAAUUGGUCAUGCAUGUGGAGAUGAAAAUAGAGGCGGCAAAAAGGAGUUUUUGCUGCAGUUUUUUAACAUGGUUGCUGGAGGCCUGGCUGGUGAAACACCACAUAUGAUCAGUGCUGCAGUGAAAGGCUUAGCUCGCCUUGCUUAUGAAUUCUCAGAUCUUGUCUCAGCAGCUUACAAUUUGCUUCCAUCUGCUUUCCUCCUCCUACAGAGAAAGAACAGAGAAAUAAUGAAGGCUAAUUUAGGUCUACUAAAGGUAUUGAUUGCCAAAUCACAAGCUGACCGGUUGCAAACACACUUGAGAAGCAUGGUCGAAGGACUGUUGUUGAAGUCCCAAGAUGACGCUAAGAACCAUUUUAAAGCCAAGGUCAAGCAUCUCCUUGAAAUGCUUGUUAAGAAAUGUGGUCUACAGGCUGUUAAAGCUGUAAUGCCCGAAGAACACAUGAAACUCCUUACAAAUAUCCGGAAGAUAAAUGAACGGAAAGAGCGGAAAAGUUCAGGUAAUUCUGAGGACGAAGCUAGAUCUCGUCUUUCAAAAGCAUCCACAUCCAGGCUUAGUGGAUGGAAUCAUACAAAAAUAUUUUCUGAUUUUGGGGAUGAAGACUCUGAGGGCAGUGAUGCAGUGUACAUGGAAGCUACAACAGUUGGUGGUCACCGCAGCAAGGCUGCUCAGUCCAAAUUGUCUUUAUUAAGGUCAAAGAGAACUCAACGAGCAGCCAAAAGCUUGCCAGAGGAUUUUUCUGCCCAAUUAGGAGAUGAUCCACUUGACUUACUGGAUCAACAAAAGACAAGGUCGGCCCUCAGAUCCUCUGGACACCUCAAACGGAAGCCAGAUUCAGAUGAUGAGCCAGAGAUUGACUCUGAAGGACGCUUGGUAGUCCGUGAGGAAGGAAAGCCAAAGAAGAGAGAGUUCCCUGCUGAUCCUGACAUGGAUGUCAGAAGUCAAGGGAGCAGCCAUGUGUCUGCAAAGACAAAGUCUUCCAAACAAACCGAAAAGAAGCGCAGAAAGACAUCAGAAACUGGGUGGGCAUAUACGGGGAACGAGUACACUAGUAGGAAGGCUGGUGGCGAUGUGACGAGAAAGGGAAAGCUUGAGCCAUAUGCAUACUGGCCACUUGAUCGCAAAAUGUUAAGCCGUAGACCAGAGCAGCGAGCAGCUGCAAGGAAGGGUAUGGCUAGUGUGGUAAAGCUGACAAAGCAGUUCGAAGGCAAGAGUGCAUCAAGUGCACUGUUGGUGAAGGCUAUGAAGUUCAAGAGGAGUCAGAAGAAGAGCAGCAAAAAGAGCAGGUAGAGAGAUGUGAAACUCAUUUGUCAUCUGUAGUGUAGAAAGAAUAGAGUGGUAUAUACCGGCAUUUUGAUUAAAAUUAUCCUGAAAUGUGACCAACGUCGGUGUCAUGUUCAAGGAGUAUCAGAUCUCCAUAAUGUAUUUAUCGAUGAUUUUAGGGAAGGAACCCAAGUUGAUGAGUAUAA
Messenger RNA from Telopea speciosissima, 4083 nucleotides. Its product is annotated as RRP12-like protein. The transcript is spliced from 18 exons. NCBI's taxonomy places the organism in Eukaryota, Viridiplantae, Streptophyta, Magnoliopsida, Proteales, Proteaceae. The record is from RefSeq and is a predicted model, not a curated record. Bases 38 to 3904 code for a protein of 1288 amino acids.